Messenger RNA from Phragmites australis (common reed), 1893 nucleotides. RefSeq names its product protein IQ-DOMAIN 6-like. The transcript is spliced from 5 exons. Gene Ontology annotation, molecular function: protein binding. NCBI's taxonomy places the organism in Eukaryota, Viridiplantae, Streptophyta, Magnoliopsida, Poales, Poaceae. The record is from RefSeq and is a predicted model, not a curated record. The coding region runs from base 316 to 1629 and encodes 437 amino acids.
UGCUCCUCUGCUUGACGGCUUCCCUCAAUUUCGAAUUUCAAAUUCCGAACGCCUGUCUCCUCCGUUCCCCCAACGCUCUCCGAGUCUCCCACUGCAAAGCGGCGCACGCGCACACCCCUCCCUGUCUCGCCUCCCUCUCUCUCUCCCCCUACCAUCGGCUGCUCUUGGUCUUGGUCUUGGUCUUGUUCUUGGCAAAGGUUGCUGCUGUGUUGGAUACUUGGGUGCCUCACCUCUCCGUGCUGUGCCUAUCACCACUCCUUGACCUUGGUUCCUCCUCCGCUUGGCUGCUGCUGUUCUUGGUGACAAUAGAGACAGAUGGGAGGGUCAGGGAAGUGGGUGAAAUCGCUGAUAGGGCUCAAGAAGCCGGAGAAGGAAGACUGCAAGGACAAACUGCAGGUCCCAUCUCUCCAUGGAGGAGGGCGAGGAAAGGGCCGGAAGUGGAAGCUGUGGAGGAGCUCCUCCGGCGACCACGGCUCCCUUUGGCGCGGAUCGAGAGGCGAAAGCCACCGCUCCGCGUCGGAGGCCUCCGACGACGCCUCCUCGGUUGCCGCCCCCGCUGACCCGUUCAGCGCCGCCGUCGCCGCCGUCGCCCGCGCCCCGGCGAGGGAUUUUAUGGCCGUCCGGCAAGAAUGGGCCGCCAUCCGCAUCCAGACCGCGUUUCGUGGAUUCUUGGCUCGGCGGGCGCUGCGGGCGCUCAAGGGGCUGGUGCGGCUGCAGGCGAUCGUGCGCGGGCGUCAGGUGCGGAAGCAGGCAGCGGUGACGCUGCGGUGCAUGCAGGCGCUGGUGCGGGUGCAGGCGCUCAUCCGGGCGCGCCGCGUGCGCAUGUCCACCGAGGGCCAGGCCGUGCAGAAGCUGCUCGAGGUGCGCCGCACCCAGAUGGACAUCCUCAGGGAAGCCGAGGAAGGAUGGUGCGACAGUCAGGGAACACUGGAAGAUGUGAGGGUGAAGCUGCAGAAGCGACAGGAGGGUGCGAUGAAGCGUGAGCGAGCUAUCGCCUACGCGUAUUCACAGCAGGUCGACGGCGCUGCGAAAUGCAAUCCACCGAAGCUUACUUCAAAUGGCCGGUUGAACCACUCCGGUAUGCUGCUCAAGCAUCAGCAUUUCGACAAGAGCAAUGGCAACUGGAGCUGGCUGGAGAGGUGGAUGGCGGCACGGCCAUGGGAAAACAGGUUGAUGGAGGAGCACAACCAGACCAAUUCCAUCUCGCCGGACCUCCGGUCCUCCAAGAACUGCGAGGACUCUUUCGGUGUUCUAGGGAAUUUCUCCGAACCGAAUUCAGUGAAGGUGCGCAAGAACAAUGUCACCAAACGGGUCUCCGCGAAACCACCGGGAGCAUCCCACCAUCAGCCGUUUAAAGCUCAGUCAAUCUCGUCUCCGAGCACUGAAUUGCGCAACGAUGAGAGCUCCGCAUCGUCGUCGUCUUGUUUCGCAUCCACCCCCAUAUCAUUCUCGACCUUCGUCGCAUCAGAGAAUACCGAGGACAGUGUUAGGACAAGGCCCAACUACAUGAGCAUGACGGAGUCGAUCAAGGCGAAGCAGAAGGCGUGCAAUGCCCAGAGAAUGACGGCUCUGAAGCAGUCGGAGGAUAGGAAGGCCUCUGGUGCCGAGUUGAAGGCUUCUCUGGUGUAGUGUUCAUGGAUCUCCAUGCAGAGAUGAAGCCAACUUCUACAUCUUCUCUAGGCUAGGAUGUUUGCUAGUUGCCUUGCCACAUUCUUGAGUGGCUUGGUGCUGCAUUGUUGAGUUGUCUGUGUGUCGUUAGUCUCAUUGUUCAGCUUGUCUUGUCAGAUUACCCCAUCUCGGGGCAGUCCUCAUUGUCAGUGGCUGUCUGUAAGAUAGUUCUUUGAGUAGAAAAACAUUAUGGAUUUGUUUUCUUGGUGUUGAUUUCUGGUAGAA